GCCACACCUGCCGUGAUCCGAUUAGCUGACUUCAUCAACGCAACAGCUUUAGUGGUCAGAGGCGGGGCCAUGGUGUUUGAGUGGCAGGUGUCUCUCCCAGAAUUCACCACUCACAGUCACACAGACAGGAACACCAGUGUGAGCUCCUUCAUCUCCAGGCAGUUGUUCCAGGGAUGUAUAACAUUACCGUGACAACCUACUGUCCCCUGGGCCACACCUCAGUCAGCCGACACCUAGAGGUCAGGGUUCAUGGCCCCGUGGGUCAAGUUCAGGUCCAGUACCCAUUUGGGUCGGAUAGGGCAGCGCUCCACCUGCAGGCUGUUGGGACCUACGCCACGUCCCUCCUCCUGUUCAGAGGACACUCCUUCUCCCACAGCGCCCAUUUUGUUUUUGACUUCGGAGACGGGUUGCCAACUUCAUAUGUGAACGGUGUCUCUCAUUCGCUGGGAAAGACUGCAUCCACCUAUCACCAGUUCACUAAAGAGGGAGUGUUCCAGAUCAGAGUGUGGGCCUAUAAUGAGUUCUACAGAAGUAUGGCUACGGAACGUGUGUUCUAUGUAGAGAAGGUUCCAGCGGGUCUAGACCUCUCUGCCCACUCAAGUGUGGUUCAUAAGAACCAGGUGGUUCUCUUUGAGGCUCUGUUAGAACAGGGAACUAACGUCUCAUACACCUGGAGUAUGGGAGACCAGACCACCUAUGUCAAUGCAGGUGCUGUAGUGUCCCACAGGUUCCUGUCUCUGGGUGCGUUUGAGGUGUGUGUGUUGGCUGAGAACAAAGUGGGGAGUGUGAGCCACUGUGUCCCCGUCUCUGUGCUGCACCGGAUGCAAUCUGUGAGUAUCCACACGGAGAAGCAGGCGUAUGCCACAAACACUGAUAUAACAUUCCUGGCCCGGACAGAAGAACCGGACCCUGUGGAAUUCCUCUGGCACUUUGGAGAUUCCCGACCACUUCGGACCACGUCACGCUCCUUAAAAAAGACAUACCACACACCUGACAGGUACAGUGUGGUGGUGGUAGCCUCCAACGGGCUGAGCUCCUUCACCUCCGAGGUGCAUCCUGUCCUGGUCCAGAGAGCUGUGCGUCCUAACAGAUUGCUCCUCCAGCCAUCUGUGGUUCUGAACCACACCGCCAGCUUCACCUGUAGGGUCAACUCUGGAACCAACCUUUCCUACACCUGGAGCUUUGGAGACGGAACCUCCAGGACGGGAGGGAACACAGAACAGCAUGUAUUCCACAGGACAGGAGAGUUCACGGUUGAGGUGACCGUGUCUAACCUGGUCAGCUCUGCCUCCCUGACCGCACAGAUGUUUGUGGUCGACCGCCCCUGUAAACCUCCAGCUGUUAAAAACAUGGGACCGCUCAAGAUACAGGCACGGAGGUAUGAGCCAGUGGGUCUGGGGGUGACGUACGAGGCAGAGGUCCAGUGUGAUGUGUUCCAGGGUCUGGAGUACAACUGGUCUUUGUAUAACUCUACAGGUCUGCCUAUACCUCUACCUCCUGUUCACACAGACAGACAGAGCAUCAUCCUACCCAGCCACUUCCUACACUAUGGUAUCUACACCGCUAUAGCCAAGGUCCAGAUCGUUGGCAGUGUGGUGUACAGUAAUUACAGUGUAUGUGUGGAGGUGGUGCCCAGUCCUCUGGUCUCCUUCAUCCAUGGAGGCACCAACGUGUUCCUCAGCAGCAGAAACAGCAGCAUUAUCUCCCUAAACGGACAACUCUCCUAUGACCCCGACUACCCCAUGAACCACCUCAGCUAUAGCUGGACCUGUAAGCCAAUCAGUGCCAUCGACAGCUCCUGUUUCGACCAAUAUGUGCCCACCUCCUUCUCUGUGAUCGUGUUUCCAGUGGGGUUCCUGAAACGGGACUUUGACCAGUUCAGGUUCAUGCUCACGGUCCAGAGUGGAGAACGCUCAUCUACAGCUGACACCUUCAUCACGGUCACACCCAGUCUGCUCAGGAGAGUGUCAGUGUAUUGUUACCAGUGCCAGGGGGACGUAGUGAACUGGGACCAGUCGUUCUCAGUCAGAGCAGUGUGUGAUAGUUGUGGCCCCUCCCCCAGAACCAUCAGCUACACCUGGACUCUCUACCUGGUCGACUCCUCCAGUAAGGUGGACACAGACGUCCCCUUCUGCCACAGUGUGGAUCUGAGUAUUCCCUCCAACAUCAUUAGUGGCCCUACCUUUCCCCUGCCUCCAGCCCUGACUCUCACCCCUCCAUCAUCACCCCCGCACACACCCUCAACCACAGCCAGCGUGAUGUCCUCAUCCACAGAGAUAUCCUCAAAUAUGACAUCAAUCCCAGCCAGCUUGGUGACCGGUCUGAUGUCAUCAAACGUAACCAGCCAUACUGAGAUACAAUCUACGACCCCCACAACUCCAGACCCAGUCUCCCUGCCUCCCUUCACCCCGUUGCCCCCCUUCCCCCUCUCUUCUCCAUCACCUGGUGGUCGCCCCCGGAAACAGAGGUCACAGGGUUCAGUAGAACUUCAGGGAAUCAAUAGCGCAGCUGGGAACAACCAAACACCAAACUACAGCCCUCCAUUUCUCUCUUUACCAAACCACGGUGUUUUGGCCAACCCUUCACCAAACUCCUCCCCCGAGCCAAUCUCUGCUCCAAUCAGCUUCACUCCUGAUACACCUGAGCCAGACUUGGGAGGGUUUGACCCCAGUGGGCCCCCUUACCUCAUCUCAGAAUCCCCUGUAGUUACCUUAGACGAUGGCAGCAUCCUUUACUCUGCCCCCCUCGGCCAGAGUGACAUCAUCGAGGAAUUCCCCAUCGAUCCCGAUUUUCCCAAUGACUACGACUUCCCUUUCCCCGUCCUGGAGAGUGGAGAUGUGAGUGGACGUCCUGUUGAGGGCUCCUUUCCUGGACAGUCAGUCAGUGGUGGAGCGUUAGGACCCUUCCCCGGAUCAGUUCCCUCCACAGCAGAGACAAGCUGGGACCCCAAUGGAACACUAGAACCAUCAGGCAAUCAGACAGGCACAUAUAACUUCACUGAUUAUAAUGUUCCCUUCCUGGGGAUAGAGGAGGGAGACCCGGGAGCGUCAGUGGGCAGACCAACAGGUGUGGGUGGUGGGAGCUCCGAGAGCUCAGAGGGUGACUCUGCUCCUGCUGUCCCAGGAUCAGCUGAGGAUGAGGGGAGUAACCUGAUGGACUCCAGCCCCUCCCUGGUGGUCCUUGACCCCACACUACUAGACCUGCCCAGAGAACUGUUAGAACAGGAGCUGUUUGAGUCCUACACAUACACAGGAAUCUCCUCUGCUCUCAUCACGUUCAGACCUUUCACUCUGCGAGCAGGAAGCAGAUACAUGUUGGAGGUCACAGCUAACUCCCACGAUGCAGUACUGGGGCGGACUCAGCUGUUCCUGUCCACUAGCCCCAGCCCCCAAGGGAUAACCUGUCAGGUGCAGCCUAGCAGUGGCUUCGAGAUACACACACACUUCAGCAUCUUCUGCACCUCUGGGAAAGAGGACCUGCUGUAUGAGUACAGUUUCAGUAUAGGAAACAGCCCUCCUAAGACCCUGUACCAAGGAAGAGACUUUCAGUACUUCUUCAACCUGCCAUCUGGAGACCCUCAGGAUGACUAUAAAGGCAUAUUACAACUCUUUUCUGCAGUCAAAUGACCUAGUGACCUCAUAGGUGGAAUGUUAUUCAUAUUUUUCAUAAUUAAUAAACAUGAUUUGAAAAAGGUGCCAAAAAUACAGUGUUUAUAUGUCAGAUGGUUUUGUUGUAUUUAAGU
This is a messenger RNA of Oncorhynchus keta (chum salmon), 3742 nucleotides long. RefSeq names its product polycystic kidney disease 1 like 1-like. The transcript has 20 exons. Bases 174 to 3626 code for a protein of 1150 amino acids. Lineage: Eukaryota; Metazoa; Chordata; Actinopteri; Salmoniformes; Salmonidae. The record is from RefSeq and is a predicted model, not a curated record.